Messenger RNA from Stegostoma tigrinum, 2873 nucleotides. RefSeq names its product heme oxygenase 2-like. The transcript has 5 exons. Gene Ontology annotation, molecular function: heme oxygenase (decyclizing) activity; heme binding. The coding region runs from base 215 to 1138 and encodes 307 amino acids. The record is from RefSeq and is a predicted model, not a curated record. Gene Ontology annotation, biological process: heme oxidation; heme catabolic process; response to oxidative stress. Lineage: Eukaryota; Metazoa; Chordata; Chondrichthyes; Orectolobiformes; Stegostomatidae.
GACAUCACAUCCGGUCACCGUGAAUUUGGUGACGUAAUUUCCGUCAUGGUGCAGCCUGCUCGACACAAUGGAUACUCGGCUCAGGGAGAGGCUUGAGGUCCCCACCUGACGGAUCCGACCUCUUUUCCUUAUAGGCGUUCCCUCUGUGUCUUACUGUUCCUGGGAGUUAUGGUCGGUUCGAGCCGCGGUUCUCGUUCGUGAUAAUCCCUCACUGAUGCUCUCCACCACAGACCAGGAGAACGCGGGGUCUUCCACAGAAGUGGAAGAGAUCGGAAUGGACCGAGAAGCCGCCAGUUCCAUGGACCUCUCCGAGAUCCUGAAGGAAGGAACAAAGGAGUCUCAUGAUCGUGCAGAGAACACUCGAUUUGUGAAAGAGUUCCUGAAAGGCAAGAUUCGGCGAGAACUGUUUGAGUUGGGCACGGUUGCCCUCUACUUCACCUACUCGGCGCUGGAGGAAGAAAUGGAUAAAAAUGCAGACCAUCCUGGCUUUGCUCCCCUUUAUUUCCCGCUUGAACUGCACCGCAAGGAUGCUCUGGCCAAGGACUUGGAGUACUUCUAUGGGAAAGACUGGCAGGAUCAGAUCAGGUGUUCAGAGGCCACAGCAAGCUACGUAGAGCGGAUCCAUCAUGUGGGGAAGCAUGAGCCUGAGUUGCUGGUGGCACAUGCCUAUACUCGCUACAUGGGUGACCUGUCAGGAGGUCAGGUGUUGAAAAAAGUGGCGCAGAGAGCACUGCAUUUGCCCAGCACUGGAGAGGGUGUGCAAUUCUACACUUUUGACAACAUUUCCAAUCCUGCUCGAUUCAAGGAGCUGUAUCGAUCCCGGUUGAACACUUUGGAGACCACUAUGGAGAUCAGGGAGAAGAUUGUUGAGGAAGCCAACCGAGCCUUUCGCUUCAACAUGGAGGUUUUUGAAGAAUUGGAUAAGUUUGGAAAAACUCUGGGGGAAGUCAAUCAGGAAUCUGGGGUCCCUCUCCAUGAUGGAAAAGGCGAUGUCCGGAAGUGCCCAUUCUAUGCUGCAAAAGGUGAUGGUGAAAUGGGGUGUCCACUGCACUCUAUCAUGGCUGUGGUGCAGAGCUGUCCUUUCCAGCUGAUAGUAGCUGCUGUCCUGGCACUUUCUGCUGGUUGGUAUCUGCUGUGACAUUUACAGCCAUUACCGUGGACUGGCAACAAAAGUAAUGCAAACCUUUCCCAAUUGAGACAUCCCAUCUUUACUGAUUGAAAUGUGGUCGAGUUCUAGCAGGACUAGCCAUGAGUCCAGACCCUCAACACCAUCCAAUUCCUCUCCCUUUGCAGCAUAUGGCUACGGACAUAUAGGCCCAUUAACUCAGCUCAACGUUUUGCUGACUUGUGUUUAACUAGUGUUCAGGUAUGGACCACUGUAUACUGGUAGUGGUGGAGCAAGAUGUAAAUAUAGCUGACUCAAAAUGCGGAAUCUCGCUUGUGAUAACCGUCCUGAAUUGUUCACAGUAGUCUUCACUACCACUUCUAGCAGCUGUUUUCAGAGAAAGUAAGUUUUUCUAAUUUACUCUGAAUGAAGACAGUUGAUUUAAAAACCUCAGACAGAUAACGUUCCACUAUGCCCGUCAGAACAGUGACCUCAACAAAAUGGAGAAUUGUUGGAAAACUCCCAUGUUUCUAGCUCGGCAGUCACCUUGUGGAUCCAGGCCCUAUCUCAUUUCCUAUGUAUUGCCUGGUUGAGAUGCAAUUAAAUGUAAAAUUUCACUUUCUUUAAUUUAAUGAUUGGACUUGAAUAAUUUCAGUAAGUGUGUGCCAUUGUAUUUAUGCACUUGAUUAUUAAAUGUUGUAAUCAGUCACUGGCUAAAUUUCCUCAUUUACACUAAAUACACUUCACAGAAAUUACAGCUUGUUUAGUCCGGUGGUUAGUUUCUAUUUCUUUCAUUUGUUUAUCUAACUUCCCAUUAAACGUAUCUAUGCUAUUUUUCUCUGCUGUCAAGCUCCAUGUUCUCUACACUUUCUUCUGACUUCCUCAGUGGAUCUAAAAGUACAAAAUCUUUACUAGGUACCAACUUUUAUUAAACUACAGGUACAAUGAGGAUAGCUGUUGUUUGAUUAUGUUCCAUACAGCAGCUAAGGUUCUAAAUAAAAGUGUUCACUAUCAAAAAGGAAAGUUAGAGGACUAGGACUCUAGAUAUCAAAUACAAUAACUACUCUCUCAACAUCCGAAAGGACUUGCACCAUGAUGCAAACCCUUUCACGAUAUUAAAUUCUUGUCAGGUCACCUUGAAUCCUUCAGUGUUUGUCACUUUGCAACGUAUGACAAAACCUCUAUCUUAUACUGCAUCCCAGGACAGCAGCUGUUUCUUUCUUGGCAGAACUCCCAGUGGAACAUGAUGGACUAACUUCAUUCCAAAGGGUCAUAACUGAAACCUUCAUGAUCGGAAUGUUUCACUGUUCUGCAUCAUCACAGGACCUAAUUUUUUUUUGGGGGGGGGAGGGGGGGAAAGAGUGGGGAAGAAGACACAGUUACACACCACAAAGAACGAUGGAUCUGGAGUUAGUUUGGAUAACCACAUCAUAAGACCGACUGCAAAGCCUAUCUGCAAAGACACAAAUACUCCAAGCAGCUAAAAGAACAUAUAACCAACUAAAGAAAAUAACUAACAAAUUCCUCCUAAUUUUAAGCAAGCAAACAAACUCCAGGAAUGAUUUGUUAUUUCAAGAUUUAUCACAGUACAUAAGUGGACUAAACACCUAAUUUUCAGAACAAUAAUUUUAUGUUGUCCGAAACAUUGAUCACAUUGUAACAGCUGUAAUUAAAUAUUGUAUCUGUCACUAUAUUUACAUGGCCAUUGACACUGUACAGAAUUAAUCAGAACUACAAAAUAAAAUGUAAAGGCUUUCUUAUUGGAAAA